Drosophila busckii is the source of this 1893-nucleotide messenger RNA. RefSeq names its product alpha-Est6. Lineage: Eukaryota; Metazoa; Arthropoda; Insecta; Diptera; Drosophilidae. Bases 94 to 1809 code for a protein of 571 amino acids. The record is from RefSeq and is a predicted model, not a curated record. The transcript is spliced from 6 exons.
UAGCGCUGGUGCGUUUCAGUCCGCUCAUCGGAGAAAUUAGAAAAAACAUAAGAGAUAACAUUAUUUAAACUUUAUAAACAGUUUUCGGUUAAAAUGAAUAAAAAUCUGGGUUUUGUGGAGCGCCUACGCUGGCGUCUAAAAACCAUCGAGCAUAAAAUUCAACAAUAUCGCCAGACCUCCAAUGAAUUCGUCAUUGCCGACACUGAAUAUGGCAAAGUACGGGGAGUCAAGAGGUUGUCCCUCUACGACACGCCCUAUUUCAGUUUCGAGGGCAUACCAUAUGCCCAGCCACCCAUAGGUGAGCUGCGAUUCCGAGCACCACAGCGACCAACACCUUGGGAGGGCGUCAGAGACUGCGUUCAGGCUAAAGAUAAAUCGGUUCAGGUGCAUUUCGUGUAUGACAAGGUCGAGGGCUCUGAAGAUUGCCUCUAUUUGAACGUUUACACCAACCAUCUUAAUCCUGCCAAGCCACGACCUGUUUUGGUUUGGAUUCAUGGCGGUGGUUUCAUUAUAGGCGAAGCAAAUCGGGAUUGGUACGGACCGGACUAUUUCAUCAAGGAAGAUGUAGUGCUGGUUACCAUACAAUAUAGACUUGGCGCGAUGGGAUUUCUGAGUUUGAAAGCAUCUGGCUUAAACGUGCCUGGUAAUGCUGGUCUUAAGGAUCAAGUGAUGGCGCUAAAAUGGAUUAAGAACAACUGUGUCAACUUUGGUGGUGAUCCUGACUGCAUUACGGUGUUUGGCGAAAGUGCAGGGGCUGCUUCCACGCAUUACAUGAUGUUGACCGAGCAGACCCAAGGUCUUUUUCAUCGCGGCAUACUACAGUCGGGAAGUGCAAUAGCUUCCUGGGCUUUCAACGGAGAUAUCACACAUCGUGCUUAUAGAAUUGCCCAACUUGCUGGUUACAAAGGCGAUAACAAUGACAAAGAUGUUUUGACGUUUCUGCAGACUGUCAAAGCAAGAGAUCUAAUACGAGUGGAGGAAAAAGUACUUACGCCCAAGGAUCAUGAGGACAAGGUAAUGUUUGCCUUUGGACCAAGUUUGGAGCCAUUCGUAACGCCUGAGUGCGUUAUACCCAAGCAUCCCCGUGAGAUGAUGAGAAAUGCUUGGAGUAAUUCUAUACCCAUGAUGAUUGGAAAUACUUCAAAUGAAGGCCUUCUCUGGCUGCCAGAGAUAACACUUAAGCCACAGGUCGUGCAGCAAUUGGAUGCAGCAACUCCCUUUAUACCAAGUGAGCUACGCUCUGUAGCAAAAGGCGAAGAUCUUGAGAAAUGGGCUCAGCUGAUACGUAAGGCGCAUGUUUCUGGCGAGAGGGCUACGUCAAAUAAUUACAUGGAUCUAUGCACAAUGGCUUACUUUAUCUUUCCUGCACUGCGUGUCUUACGAUCUCGACAUGCUCAUGCUGCUGGCUCACCUGUAUAUUUUUAUCGUUAUGAUUUCGAUUCGGAGGAGUUAAUAUUUCCCUAUCGUAUAAUGCGAUUUGGACGUGGCGUUAAAGGCGUAAGUCAUGCUGACGAUUUAACUUAUCAGUUUACAAGUCUCUUGGCUCGUCGUAUGCCCACGGAGAGUCGCGAAUUUCGGAAUAUUGAGCGCACCGUGGGUAUUUGGACACAUUUUGCGACCACUGGCAAUCCAUAUAGUUCAGAUAUCAAUGGCAUGGAUAUGAUCACCUGGGAUCCAGUGCGAAAAAGCGAUAAGACCAUCAAAUGUUUGAACAUAAGCGACGAUCUUAAAUAUAUUGAACUGCCAGAGUGGUCUAAGUUAAAAUGCUGGGAGAGUCUUUAUAAUAAUAAUAGUGAAUUGUUCUUUUAAUGCAACCUUUGAUAAUACUUUAAGGUAAUAAAUAAAAAACAAAUAGUCUGUUGUAAAUUUGUGACAUCAUAUUUAUUGAAGGUU